AUGGCAGCUAAAAAAAAGACAGAAGUGGUGGAAAAGGCUGUGAAAAAGCCCAGUAGAAAGCCAUCAUCUCCACAAGUAUCGCUUGCAAUUCCAUCAACUAUAAUAUCGCGUACUAAUGCUGCCAACUUAGAACAUGUGACCCAUAUAGCAUACCAGGUAGCCAAAGCUGCUGCAACAUUCAACGUGAGUGAGAUUGUAAUUAUAGAUGUUCCCAAUGAGAAAGAAGAAAGUUACGAUUCCAGUGUGGUGCUAAAGGGAGAUAAAGGUGGAACCAAACUUAAGUUCGAUGACGAUGAAGAAACCAAGAAGAUGGAUUCAAAAGUGGCUUCUAAUGAAAAUGUUAAUAAUGAGCCUCAAUUAAAGGAUAUGCGUACAUUUGAUAACGGUGUCCUCUUUGCAACUUUAUUGCAGUUUUUUGUCACACCUCCAUAUCUUGUUCAAACGGUUUUUGCCAAAAACCAAUAUAAAAAUAAGUUUGGAGUAGCUAAGAAGCUUCCCAAAAUAUCAAUGUUACCAUUCAUGUCGAACAAUGAGGUGUAUCGUAGUUUCAAAGAAGGCCUCACAAUUGCUAAAAGAACACCACAAACCCUGAACAAGAGAAAGAAGGUCAAAGGUUCAAAAUUAAGUGUUACCAAAUAUGUGAACAUUGGAGAGAAAGAACCCUUAGAAUUAGUUGGUCAGGAUGUUCCUGUUAAUGUAAGAGUCACUGUUGACAUUGCAAAUAAGAAAGUCGUGAGUCCUCUUGAAGCAUACGGAUUUCAAGGAUGUAAAGGAACAUUUGGAUAUCAAGUUCGUCAUGCUAGGCUGCUUAGUGCGGUUUUCACAGGUUCUGGAUUUGAAGAUGGUUAUACUUGCUCAUUGCAUGUUUUAUGCCAAGACUAUUUUGGCAACUCAGUUGUAUCUACAGAACUGAAACCACCAUCUAAUAGCAAAGACAGAGUUUUAUUGGUGUUUUCGAAUGAUAGAGAAUUGGAAGCUUUGAAGAAGGCAGACUCGCAAUUGAGUUCCAUAGACUCUGUGAGUCAAUUGUUUGAUGGUAGGAUUAAUGUUCCAACAGCAGCCCGUGUAGAAGAUGCUGUUUUCAUUGCAUUAACUCGCUGUCUAGGGAAUUGA
Molecule: messenger RNA, 1113 nt
Organism: Lizanozyma spartinae
Lineage: Eukaryota; Fungi; Ascomycota; Pichiomycetes; Serinales; Debaryomycetaceae
Product: putative methyltransferase
Exons: 1
Coding region: 1-1113 (370 amino acids)
Source: RefSeq, a predicted model, not a curated record